Molecule: messenger RNA, 1002 nt
Organism: Cimex lectularius (bed bug)
Lineage: Eukaryota; Metazoa; Arthropoda; Insecta; Hemiptera; Cimicidae
Product: rhomboid-related protein 4-like
Exons: 4
Coding region: 172-927 (251 amino acids)
Cellular component (GO): membrane
Molecular function (GO): serine-type endopeptidase activity
Source: RefSeq, a predicted model, not a curated record
CAUAAUCCUUUAUCUUUGAAACUCAGUGUAUUUGGAGGUAACAUCACUAAAUUGUAAAUACGGGGUAGGUUAAAUUUUGUUGUAAAAUUCAAAGCUUUUUGUGAUGUGAAACCAUUUGUUCCUAAAUUGAGCAGGGUGGCGCAAUUUUACAUGGCCUGACUGCUAGUGAAAAUGAGGAGGCAGCAGAGACAGAAGACUCUAGAACUUGGUGUUAUUCUUCUACUCACCGAGCUGUUCAACAUUGGUUUUGAUGCUAUUCCACCUAUUACACUAUUUACCAUUAUUGGGCAGGCGUUAUUGUACGUCGGUAUUGUCGAAUUGCCCUGGGAGCCAUGGGAGAUAUGCAUCAGUGCAGACAAAGUUUGGAAACAAAGAGAUUUUAAGCCAUUAUUAUGGGCGAACUUUGUCCACGGAGACGACAUGCACCUUUAUUACAACAUGGUUUCAUUCCUUGUAAAAGGCAGAACGCUGGAAUCUAGGUAUGGUAGUGCCAAUUUUGCAUUUUUACUCGGAUUUCUCACUGUAAUGACAUCAGGCCUGUAUGUUGGCCUUUCAAUUAUGGGUGCUGAGCUUAUGGGAGAUAAAAGAAUCCUAUCGUCAUGCGCUGUUGGUUUUUCAGGUGUCAUAUUUGCCCUUAAAUUAAUAACCACCAUUGAAAAUCCUAAAGGCUAUACUCGUGUUGGUGAUUUUAAUGUUCCAACUCGCUACGCCGCCUGGGCUGAAUUGAUCGCCAUCUACGUUCUUGUACCAAAUUCAUCUUUCCUUGGCCAUUUUGCUGGAAUCUUGGCUGGACUGUUAUACAUGAAAACACCUUUACAAAACAUUAUCGAUGGCCUCAUAUCAUCAAUAACAGGACGUAAUAUUUACCAUCCUCAAAUUUCAAGUGAAGAUUACGCUGAAUACUACUACGAAAAUUAUUACAGAUAACAUAGAGGAGUUUCUUCAAUAUUAAAUUAUUUUUUGUACAUUAAUAAAACAAAUAAAUAAAUGAAGUACAAAAAG